Molecule: messenger RNA, 3279 nt
Organism: Sebastes umbrosus (honeycomb rockfish)
Lineage: Eukaryota; Metazoa; Chordata; Actinopteri; Perciformes; Sebastidae
Gene: rnf175
Product: ring finger protein 175
Exons: 9
Coding region: 156-1097 (313 amino acids)
Cellular component (GO): Golgi membrane; endoplasmic reticulum membrane
Molecular function (GO): ubiquitin protein ligase activity; metal ion binding
Source: RefSeq, a predicted model, not a curated record
ACCCUCUUUGCCUUCCAUACACGCUCCGCCUCUGAGCAGCUCAGUGGAGGAAGCUGCUGCUGCUGCAGCUCACAGCAGAGCUGGACUAGCCUGGCCUGGUCUAGCCUGCCUCUUGUUUUGCAGGCUAGCUCGCACGGAUUAAACACAAACACGCAAUGGCGGGUGUGCACCCGCAGGACGACCUGCUGAAGAUGACACACAGAGACAACUGGAAGGUGCAGCACGAGCGUCUGCAUGUGAAGCACAGGGGUCACGAGGCCAUGCAUGCAGAGAUGGUGCUGAUCCUCAUCGCCACGCUGGUGGUGGCCCAGAUAGUCCUGGUGCAGUGGAAGCAGCGGCACCACCGCUCUUACAAUCUGGUGACGCUUGUCCAGAUGUGGGUGGUCCCUCUUUACUUCACCAUCAAGCUCUAUUGGUGGAGGUUUCUGUCCAUGUGGGGCAUGUUCUCCGUCGUCACCAGCUACGUCAUCUUCAGAGCCACUCGCAAGCCGCUGUCCUGCAGGACGCCGAGGAUGGUGUAUAAGUGGUUCCUGCUGAUCUACAAGCUGAGCUACGCAGUGGGCGUCCUCGGCUACCUGGCCAUCAUGUUCACCAUGUUCGGCUUCAACGUCUUCUUCAGGAUCAAAGCGGAGGACUCCAUGGACGUAGGUGUGAUCAUGCUGUUUUACGGCCUUUACUACGGCGUCAUGGGCAGAGACUUUGCUGAAAUCUGCUCUGACUACAUGGCUUCUACGAUCGGGUACUACAACAAGGGAGGCAUGCCCAGCAGGAGCCUGACCAACGACAUCUGCGCGGUGUGCGGUCAGAGGAUCCUGGUGGACGUGGAGGAGGAAGGAUUUAUAGAAGACACCUACCAGCUCUCCUGUGGACACAUUUUCCACGAGUUCUGCAUCCGCGGCUGGUGCAUCGUGGGUAAGAAGCAGACGUGUCCGUACUGCAACGAGAAGGUUGACUUGAAGAGGAUGAUGAACAACCCCUGGGAGAAGACGCACGUCUUGUACGGGCAGCUGCUCGAUUGGCUCAGAUACCUGGUUGCCUGGCAACCCAUCAUCAUCGGUAUCGUCCACGGGAUUAACUUCUCCCUAGGCCUCGAGUAGAGCCCUGAGGAACACCGCCGCGAGUACGUCCUGGAGUCGUGGGGGAAAAAGUGCUGAAACCCGCAAACUGUCAAAGUCGGCGCUACAAGGACCUGAUUCAGGCUGCUUCUUUGUUUCCUCAGCACAUGUUGGACUGAACGCUUGCACAGUUUCCUGCAGACUGAUCCCAGGUGGUCUGGGUCUCUGUGUGUGCGGAGGAGGACGCCGUGAUGCCAAAACUGCUGGCGACUUACAUUCAAGCACAGAUCCAGUAUUUGAUCGUUUCGACACGAGAAAGAUACGUCGAGUUUGGAACUUGGAAAUGGAAACGCCAUGCAUGUUGUUUUUAUUGUGAUAAAUCAUUGCUUUACUUGGUACUGUAUCAUCAAAAUGCCUUUUUAAACAGUUUUCAUAGUUUGUUUGCUCACUGUUGGUUCUGCUGGAACCACUAAUGUCUGCCAUACACUCGGAGACUUUGAAAAGACUCAAGUCUGACACCGUCUCACAUCUAAAGACGAUGUGUCUCAAGUCCACAGACUUUAAUAUUUUGCAAAGCCUGGGGAUCUUGCAGGGUCACUAGUUACAAGACUAGAUUCCUUUAGAGAUGAUGUCACAUCCUGCUCCUGGUGGAAAUUUGUAAGAAAACCUGUUGAGGAAGAAGUGGACAGAAAUUGCUGCAGCCCUUAAAUCCCCGGUGAGUAUAGCUAUAGCUAGCUGGCCAGCUAACCGCUGUCCCAAAUCAUGGCUGUAUUAGGAGAACUGGAUACAGGGAUACAGUGGCGCAUGAUGCCAACAUGGCUCGAUUUACGACCGGAAAAGUACCCGAAUCUUCCGGCGAUCUUCUGCAUCCAUUGGGCCCGUGGAGCAGGCGCAGUAGCGUCCGCCCGGUCACGUGGUCACAGCCGUCACGGCUUACUAACUCCGCCUCCCAGCCCUCGUCCUGGGUCUCAUUCACAUGAACGGAGGAAGGAAAAUAACUCUGGAUUCGGCGGUGUCGUUCCCAAUGUAAGUCUAUGGGAAAAAGUAUUUUUGGGCCCAAAAAGUUGUAGUACCGCCGUUUGGCCACUACGGAAAUUGGCAUCAACGACUGGCGCUCUUCCUGGGGGGGCUUGUCCCGAAUGGGGCUAUUUGCAAGCUAGCAUUAGCUACUGGAAUGUUUGCGAUCAACCUACGAGCUAACUGUGUGUUUCAGCUCGUAGGCCAAUAGCAAACAUUCCAGUUGUUUGGUGCUGGAGAGAGCGCGUCCUAUUGGUUGUUGACAACGUUCGCGUCAUUGAACUUAGGAUAAUAUUAAACUUGAGAAAAAGACUGACUUGAGACAGCUUGGACUGAGUUUUAUGACCACCUCACACUAAAUGAUCGAGAUCACGGGGAGCGCGCCGCAACCAAGCCCCCCCAGGAGGAGCGCCCGUCGUUGAUGCCAAUUUUCUUAGUGGCCAAACGGCGGUACUACAACUUCUGUGUCCGUCACGUGACGCCAUUGGACCCAAAAAGACUUUCCCCCAUAGACUUACAUUGGGAAAGAGACGUCUGUAACUCAGAGGAUCAUUUAUUUUUGAGGUAAAUCAGCACUUGAAUAGUCCUUAUUUAAAUCAUCAGGUCCUAAAUGUUGGAAAUUGCUCUAAUAGCCGAAUCCCCGUUACCGAGCGGACGCUACUGCGCCUGCUCCAUGGGCCCAACGGAUGCAGAAGAUCCGGGUACUUUUGCACUCGAAAGUCCAGUCAUUUUAGCUUCAUGCACCACUGAGCAGCUUUCAUAGGAAUGAACGGGGCCCGGGAUCCAGUUCUCUUUAUACAUCCAUGGAUGCAACUCUAGCAAAACUCUCGUGAUUUUAUUCCGACGUUGGAAACAUGUCUGCGACAGAGAAAUCACCAAAACACGACUUUUUAAGACUUGAUCUGCGGAUCGAAUUAAUUGCAAAAGUUCAAGUCUGAUUAGUUGUGUUACACAACCUGUUUACAUUUCAUGUAACUCGUGUUUUAGUUUGUAUGAAGCUAAAGUUGAUGCUAACUUAUUGUAGCACUUGCCAGAAUGUCAAUAAUGUUUCUGAACGAGACUCGUUAUCACUCAGACUUCCCAUCGGGAACUGAUUUAAGUAUCAGGUUUUCAAAAAGAAAGCUUUCUUUUGCCAAAUCGAAUCAACAUCGCUUUUGUUAUGCUGCUGAUAUUAACUUUGUAUUUAUUAAAUAUUUAUAAAACCUCA